Molecule: messenger RNA, 4542 nt
Organism: Helianthus annuus (common sunflower)
Lineage: Eukaryota; Viridiplantae; Streptophyta; Magnoliopsida; Asterales; Asteraceae
Exons: 6
Coding region: 2025-4346 (773 amino acids)
Source: RefSeq, a predicted model, not a curated record
AUCCUCAAUACACAACUUAACCUCUCAUAAAAAAUUAGUCAACCCAUUGUUGAAACAAUGGUUAACACCAAGGGUAACCAAGGGGGUCGUUUCACUUAUAGGGUUCAACCUCUUCUCUUGCUCGUAUCCAAGGCUCGAGAUCUGCAAAACAGUAAACACCGUUAGUCUCGUUAAGAGGGGAAAGGGAGGUUUUCCCUCUUAACCAGGCUCCGGCGUGAGAAUAAGUACUGUUCCGAGAUGAAUAAAACAGUGUGUGUAUAGAGUGAGUCAAGAGAGCCAAGAUCCUUAACCUGAAUGAUGAAGGGUUCUAUUUAUAGCCGGAGGGUGAAGAAGGAGGAAGCAGCUGUGCCAGCUGUGGGUGUGCGCCAGCUGUCCGACCAAGGGGAAUAUCCUCUUGGUCUGUUCUGUCAGGGACGGCAUAGUGUUACACGUGGCGUCCCUGCAUUCGACGGUGUUGGGCACCUCGUACUGGUCAUGUCAGCCCUGCUCCCUGGAUUGUCGCAGGCCCAUGUGUCUUCCUGUGUAUGGUGCCACGUAUUGUCCUUGAUGUUGGGCGAGGCAUCUUUGAUGCCAGCCGGGCCUUAUCCGGUUGUCUUCUGGAAGCUUCUAGAAGAUCCGGAUGAUGUGGAUGCCUUGUGUGCACAAAAAGUGGUGUGGUCCCUGCCAUGUAGGCAGGGAAUUGGGACCAUACCUCUUCAAGUCCCCCCAGUCCAGUGUGCCUUCUAGUUGAGUUGAUCGUCUAGGAGGGAUUCUGGACUUAUGAGAGUUGUGGUUUUUAUGCAUCGCGUUGGAAUUGGUGAAUAUAAGUUGAGCCGAGUGGACGCAUGCCGCGUGGGUCUUGGCCUUUGAAAAAAGUGAGCCAAAUGGACGCAUGCCGCAUGGGUUUUGGCCCUUUGAAAAAAGUGAGCCAAAUGGACGCAUGCCGCAUGGGUUUUGGCCCUUUGAAAAAAGUGAGCCAAAUGGACGCAUGCCGCAUGGGUUUUGGCCCUUUGAAAAAAGUGAGCCAAAUGGACGCAUGCCGCAUGGGUUUUGGCCCUUUGAAAAAAGUGAGCCAAAUGGACGCAUGCCGCAUGGGUUUUGGCCCUUUGAAAAAAGUGAGCCAAAUGGACGCAUGCCGCAUGGGUUUUGGCCCUUUGAAAAAGUGAGCCAAAUGGACGCAUGCCGCAUGGGUUUUGGCCCUUUGAAAAAAGUGAGCCAAAUGGACGCAUGCCGCAUGGGUUUUGGCCCUUUGAAAAAGUGAGCCAAAUGGACGCAUGCCGCAUGGGUUUUGGCCCUUUUGUGCUUUCUUCUGUUUGAAGUUUGGUGGUUAUGGGGAAGCGUUUGGUGUGACCGUCUGACAUCCCUGUCUUUUCGGAGGUGAACAGUUGCUUUUGCAGUGACUUUCUGUCACAUCAGCAGACCCUGUUGCCCAUGCUUCCCGAAAAAUGAGGCGACGUCUUCUCUUUCCUCUGACGUGUCGGCCAUCUAUUGGUUACUUUUCUUGCCUCCUGACGUUCCACUAUCUCUCGCAUUUAAUGCGAUGAGUAUAAAUAGCAGAGCGGUUAUUCACUUUCUUCGUUCACUUUCAAAUUCUCAGUGCAAUUUCUCUCUAUCUUCUUCUCCUUUGUUCUAUCUUUCACCUUUAUUCAAGUCGUUUUCUUCUUGAUUUUUAUCAUGGCUGAUAAGAAUCCUACUCAAAAGAAGAGGAAACAUAAGAGUAGAGCACCUCCUGGUCCUGACCAGGCCCAGAUUAACUGGAAAGAAGAUGAAUUCCAGAACCUCGUUAGAGGACAUAACUUUCGAUCUGAGUGGGGGGCUCGAUAUCCUCCGGCUGGAUCUACUGCACUAGAUGCCCCCCUGGUUUUAUCACUUUAUAUGCUGCUUUCUUCCGGGAAGGCAAUUUUAGGUUGCCCAUUACUAAGUUUGUUGCUGACGUUCUGAGAGGUUAUGGUCUUCAUAUUUCUCAGAUAAAUGCUAUUGGGCUCCCCCGGAUUACUCACUUCGAGUUUGUUUGCCGGUCUUAUCGAGUUGAACCGACGUUUCCAAUGUUCAACACUUUUUAUAGUGUUUCGUAUUCCAGUGGGUUCUACUCUUUUCAGGCUAGGAUGGGGGUCGCUCAGGUGUGUUCGGUGCCGAUAAAGGGCAUUCAUGACUGGAAGCAAAAGUUUUUCUACAUCCGUCGCGGUGUGAUUCCGACGGAUAUGUCGUAUAGGCAUGUGGAACAAGGGGUUCCCAGGGUGGAUGUUCUUCCCAACUAUGGUGAUCAAGAAUGGUUUAAGAAGAUAACUGCGAAGCCGACGGCUAUUUCUCAACUGGAUGAGAUGGCCUUGGUUGGUGCAGGGAUGAGUUUGUUGUGGGUUCCUAAACAUCCGUUGGGUCAGCCUGCGUAUAGCCAUAAAGGCAAAUUUGGUUAUAGUUUGCUGAAUGCGUUGGACCCGAAAUCGGCGGGUGCCAUGGUUGAAGCUAUCCAAGCUGAUGGGAAUCCAACGUGGUUGGAGCAAAUACAUGACCGUUUUCUUCAUCCUACCGAUGCGAGUUUGAGUGGAUACGCCAAUGAAGUUCUUGGUACCACGCCUGGUGGUGUUGCUGAGCCGGUCCAUGGGUUUGCUGAGGAUGAUGACGAUGCGGAGGCGUCUGUUGAUCCGUCUGCCCAGUUGGAGACGAGGAAGAGGGCAAGGACGGAGAAAUCUGUAAGAAAGGAAGGGAAGAAAGAGGGUGGAGCUGCUGGAUCUUCUCGCCCUGGGGAGGUGCGUCAAGGGUCUGAUCCUGACGAUAAAGCUACUUUAACUGAGCACAUGAAGAAGAAGGCUCUUGAUGAUCAUAAGCGUCAUCUUGAUGAACAAGCUGCUGCCCUUCUUGCGGCCAAGAAAGCCAAGCUUCAGAAGGAUGCCCCCCCAGCCCCUUCUGAAUCUGAGGUUGAUUUGGGUGUAUUUAGUGGGGGUCGAGGGAAUUUGUUGGAGAAGAUAUUUGAGGCUUCUGCUUCCCGGCCUGAAUCUAAGACUAGCAAGAAGCCGCGGCCAGUGGAUAUUUCUCAUAUUACUCCACCUACCUCUCCUCCUUCGAGGACUGUUGGCUUGACCCCUCCUCGAGAUGAUGCUGAUGUAACUGUGAAGGGCGGUGAAGGGUUUGAAGGUAUAUUUGAGGGAGGUGACGCUGCUGGUGGUGAUGUUGGCGGUGAUGCUGGUGGAGUUGAUAAGGGUAAAGGUAUUGAAGUGGAGAUGGAGUCUAGUGAGACUACUCCACAACAAACCAUUUACACAAAACGUCCUCCCGUUGAAGGUGGAGCCACUUCUGGCUUUGUGCGGAGUCCGCACUUUGAACAAAAUCCUGGUGAUUCCUGGGGUAACCCGGCUUGCGAUGAUUUGCCGCACCUCCCCCGUUGGGGCCUUACUCAGGGCUCCCGCAUGAAUGAUUUGCAGAACUGUCAGGAGUUCUUCUCAUUAUCCCUUCCUCCUGCCGAGAGGAUGUUUCAGAAAAACCGCAGCCGCUUUGCCCUUAUAGAUGAUCAUGUUACGGCUGGGGUUAACUUCUUUGCCACCUCUCAAGAGAUUCUUCGUGAGUGGCGUUCUAUGGGAGAAGAAACUAUGGCGUUUGAGGAGGCCAAGAAGGCAUUUGCUGAAGAGAAGGAAAAAUUUAACACAGAGCAGAAGGGUCUGCAAUGGCGGGUUACUGAGGCUGAGCGGAAAUUUGAAGAGCAGAAACAGUUAAACGAGCAAAAACAAAAGGAUUGGGAGUCGGCCUGUGCUCGUACGAACGCGGAGAUGCAGUCGCAGCGUGAUGCUAUUGUGCGACUGUCCGGUGAGAAGACUGCUCUCGCGGAAGAGGCUCAUCAAGCGCGUCUUGCGGCGGAGAAAAAGGAAAAAGAGUAUAUUGCGCGGAUAGAUAAGCUGGAGCUUCUUGUGCAAGCGAAGACUUCGGAAUGUGAGGCUGCUCAGCGUCUUCUUGAUGAGAAGACGGCGGAGUGCCGUGCGUCUGAGCUCCUUGCUGAGGAAGCUUCAGCUGAUAGUAGGUGGCUGCUAUCUCGCGGUGUUCCAUUGCUUGCUGAUCGUAUCUUGAAUUCUCCUGAGCUUGCCCAAUACAUGUUUGAGUUGGGUGGGGCAGGUUAUAAUAGUGGCCGCAAGAAUGGAUAUGCUGAAGGCAGGUGUGCUGCUGCAAACAAUGAGAAGGAUUACAAGUUUGAGCUGUAUAAGGCUGAUUGCGAUAAUGCGUAUGCGAAGAAACGGCGAGAGUUUGCAAUGCUUGAUUUUGCCGUAGUUAAGGCUGCUGGUAAGUUGGCCCUCAAAGCGGAUGGGGUAGCUUUGUUAAAGAAGGCAUUGGGAGAAGAUGAUGCUAGCGGUGCGGGUGGUGCUGGUUCCAGCCGCACUUAGUUUGGGAUUUCCGGCCUGUGUGCCGCGUACAGCCUUGUAUGGGCUUGUAAUGAUGUUUCAAGACAAUUUCUUACUUUGCACUUUUUGUGUACUUUGACGAUUGUUUGUUGCUCUGAUUGUGUUUAUGCAAAUUUUGAAAUCGUCAUAAUAUGUGCAUGUUUUAAUUACUUUGAUUAGGUGUCGCGAAUGAAUGAUG